AUGGCUGCUAGUGAUAUCGAGCUUAUGGACUAUGAUUACUACGAUGAUGAUUAUGAUGAUUUUGCAUGCGAUGAUGAGGUUGAAUCUCUCCCCGAACUUGUCGAUGACCAGACGACGGAAGAGAAAAACUAUGCCGUAUUAAAAGAAUCAGACAUCAAGCAACGUCAGGAGGAAGAUAUAACAGAAGUUUCCAACGUUCUUUCGAUAUCCAGAAACGCAGCAAGAAUUCUUCUUCGUCACUGUAGAUGGACUGUUAGCGAAGCCCUCGAUAGCUGGUUUGCGAAUGAAGAGGAGGUACGUAAAUCAGCCGGCUUGAUAGACCAGGACCACAAAAUCGUUGUUUGUUCUUGCGAGGUUAAAAACUUUACAUGUCCUAUCUGUUAUGAACGCGAUUCUCGUAGAAAUUUUUCUAGUGCUGCCUGUGGUCAUCCUUUCUGCAAUUCUUGCUGGUCGAAGUAUUUAGAAGUAAGUAUUGAUGAUGGUGCUUCUUGCUUGAUCCUGAGAUGUCCUGAUCCGUCAUGUCGAGUUGUUGUUGAUCAAGAUCUGAUCAAUUCUUUGAAGGAGUUGCCAGAGCAAUAUAAGGCGAAGUAUGCGAGGUUCCUUCUUCGAUCCUACGUCGAAGAGUGUGGGAAAAGGAGAAUCAAGUGGUGCCCAGGUCCUGGAUGCGAGAACGCAGUGGAGUUUUCUUCUGGGAAUUGUGAAAACUUCGAUGUGUUUUGUGAUUGUUCGCAUGAAUUUUGCUGGAAUUGUCCAGCGGAUGAGGCUCAUAGUCCCGUGGAUUGCGAGAAGGUGGUAGAAUGGAAUAAGAAGAGCAGUAGUGAAGGGAAUACUAUUAAUUGGAUACUUGCUCAUACGAAGCCUUGUCCAAAAUGCAAGUCUCCUAUUGAAAAAAAACAAGGAUGUAUGCAUAUGACUUGCAGGGCUCCUUGUAAAUUUGAGUUCUGCUGGCUAUGCCUUGGUGAAUGGAAAUCUCAUGGAAAUUUCUAUAUUUGCAAUUCCUACAAAAAGGCUCAGAGAAGUGGACGUUAUGCUCAAGAAAAUCCAUGGAAGAUGGCUGAAGAAAAUCCAUGGAAGAGGUACAUUCACUAUUAUGAAAGAUGGACUGCAAAUCAAUCUUCGAGGAAGAAAGCACUAGCAGAUUUGUAUGAAGUGAAAACUGUGCAUAUGGUGAAGCUUUGUGGUAUUUAUCAUAAAUCCAUUUCUGAAUUGAAGGGAAUAGAAGAGGCUUGGCUUCAGAUAGUUGAAUGCAGGAGAGUUCUGAUGUGGAGUUAUGUAUAUGGAUAUUAUCUGUCAGAGAAUGAGGAAACUAAGAAGAACAUUCACCUCUUUGAGUACUUGCAGGGACAAGCAGAGAUUGGCUUGGAAAGACUUCAUCGAUGUGCAGAAGUGGAAAUGAGACCUUUCAUUACCGAUUAUGAAAAUCUACCAACACCAAAAGAGUUCCACGAUUACUAUUUGAAGUUGAUCAAUCUAACUACUGUAACUAAAAAUUACUUCCAGAAUCUCGUCAGAGGCUUGCAGAACGGCCUGCAGAAUGAUGUUGAAACCUUUAGCAUAAAGCCAUCUUUGUUUUUUAGGAUUACAAGAUUAAUGAUUUCUACAAAAAAGCUGUUAUUCUUAAAAUAG
Molecule: messenger RNA, 1626 nt
Organism: Manihot esculenta (cassava)
Lineage: Eukaryota; Viridiplantae; Streptophyta; Magnoliopsida; Malpighiales; Euphorbiaceae
Product: probable E3 ubiquitin-protein ligase ARI8
Exons: 1
Coding region: 1-1626 (541 amino acids)
Biological process (GO): protein polyubiquitination; ubiquitin-dependent protein catabolic process; positive regulation of proteasomal ubiquitin-dependent protein catabolic process
Cellular component (GO): ubiquitin ligase complex; cytoplasm
Molecular function (GO): zinc ion binding; ubiquitin conjugating enzyme binding; ubiquitin protein ligase activity
Source: RefSeq, a predicted model, not a curated record